This is a messenger RNA of Manihot esculenta (cassava), 786 nucleotides long. RefSeq names its product nuclear transport factor 2B. Lineage: Eukaryota; Viridiplantae; Streptophyta; Magnoliopsida; Malpighiales; Euphorbiaceae. The record is from RefSeq and is a predicted model, not a curated record. The coding region runs from base 143 to 514 and encodes 123 amino acids. Gene Ontology annotation, cellular component: nuclear pore central transport channel. Gene Ontology annotation, biological process: nucleocytoplasmic transport. The transcript is spliced from 2 exons.
CUCUCUCUCUCUCUCUCUCUCUCUCUCUGCUCUCACUCUCUCUACGCCAAGGUAGCGUAACUUGCAAGCGGCGAAGCCAAGGGAGAGCAGCCAAACGAGGGAUUAAAAGGGCAAAAUCAAAUUCUCAGAAUCCGAAUUCUAGAUGGAACCAGACUCCGUGGCUAAGGCAUUUGUUGAGCACUACUAUACCACUUUCGAUGCGAACCGGGCCGGAUUAGCUAACCUCUAUCAGGAGGGAUCCAUGCUCACCUUCGAGGGUCAGAAGAUCCAGGGCUCCCAAAAUAUCGUCUCCAAGCUCAUUAGCCUUCCUUUCCAGCAGUGCCAGCACAGCAUCACCACCGUCGACUGCCAGCCAUCAGGCCCUGCCGGUGGUAUGCUUGUCUUUGUUUCUGGUAACCUUCAGCUCACUGGUGAACAACAUGCCCUCAAGUUUAGUCAGAUGUUCCAUUUGAUUCCAACACCACAAGGGAGCUUUUAUGUGUUGAAUGACAUUUUCCGGUUGAACUAUGCAUGAAGAGAAGAUCAACCACUCAAAAGUCUUUGUGGUUCGAAUGUCCCUUUGCUCAACCCAGUCUGGUUUUAGACAGUUUAUUGUGAUUUUUGGUUGGUUAUGUUCAAUGUUGCAUUGUGCCACCUUGUUGUCUUGAAAAUUCAGAGAUGUUUCAUUUGGUUGGAUUGGUAAAAGAUGCUCCUGGACUAUUUAGUUUAAAAAUCGAGUGUUCAAAGUUUCACAACUUUAUUAUUGAUUAAAGUUUCAAAAGUUUAUUGUAUUUGUCAUUUCAGGAA